Molecule: messenger RNA, 256 nt
Organism: Racocetra persica
Lineage: Eukaryota; Fungi; Glomeromycota; Glomeromycetes; Diversisporales; Gigasporaceae
Source: the annotation of a GenBank genome assembly
AAACAAACAAAAUUGCUUUCUCAAUCAUUAUAUGUUAAGAUUGAUAUGGCGUUCAAAAGAAUUUACGGUGCUACAAAUGAGUGUGAAAUUUGUGCAUACGUUCAUCAUUAUCAAAAAGCUAAAGCAUAUCAAUAUUUAUUCGAGGAUUUGUUUGAUACUGUUAAAAAUGAUACGCACAAGCUAUUUGAAUUUCAGCACAUUCAUGGUCAUGGAUUAGGCUGUAUAAUUGCGGAUGAACAUCAAGGACAAGCACUUG